Messenger RNA from Canis lupus familiaris (dog), 2924 nucleotides. RefSeq names its product poly(ADP-ribose) polymerase family member 16 (gene PARP16). Gene Ontology annotation, biological process: endoplasmic reticulum unfolded protein response. The coding region runs from base 76 to 1002 and encodes 308 amino acids. Gene Ontology annotation, cellular component: endoplasmic reticulum tubular network; membrane; nuclear envelope. The record is from RefSeq and is a predicted model, not a curated record. Gene Ontology annotation, molecular function: kinase binding; NAD+ poly-ADP-ribosyltransferase activity; protein serine/threonine kinase activator activity. The transcript has 7 exons. Lineage: Eukaryota; Metazoa; Chordata; Mammalia; Carnivora; Canidae.
CCCCUCGGGCCCUCGUCCCUGGGCUCGGCCGGCCCUAGCCCCCGCCGUCUCCCCGGCGACGCGCCGCCCCCCGGGAUGCAGCCCGCAGGCUGGGCGGCCGUCCGGGAGGCGGCGGCCCGCGACGUGCUGGCCGCCGACCUCCGGUGCAGCCUCUUCGCCUCGGCGCUGCAGAGCUACAAGCGCGACUCGGCGCUGCGGCCCUUCCCGGCGGCCUACGCCCGCCACGACUGCAAGGACUUUGAGGCCCUGCUUGCAGAUGCCAGCAAGUUACCCAACCUGAACGAACUUCUCCAGUCCUCUGGAGACAAAGACCUACGGGCCAGGGACCUGGUGAGCUGGAUUUUAUCCUCAAAGGUCCUGACAGUCCACAGUGCAGGGAAGUCAGAGUUCGAAAAGAUCCAAAAGCUGACUGGUGCCCCUCACACGCCUGUCCCGGUGCCGGACUUCCUGUUUGAAAUUGAAUACUCCAACCCAGCGAAUGCCAAAUUUUAUGAGACCAAAGGAGAACGGGACCUAAUCUACGCCUUCCACGGGAGCCGCCUCGAAAACUUCCAUUCCAUCAUCCACAAUGGGCUGCAUUGCCACCUGAACAAGACAUCCUUGUUUGGGGAAGGGACCUACCUCACCAGUGACUUGAGCCUGGCCCUCAUUUAUAGCCCUCAUGGCCUUGGAUGGCAGCGUAGCCUCCUUGGCCCCAUCCUCAGCUGCGUGGCUGUGUGUGAAGUCAUUGAUCAUCCAGAUGUCAAGUGCCAAAUGAAGAAGAAGGAUUCCAAGGAGAUAGAUCGCAGGAGAGCGAGAAUCAAACACAGUGAAGGGGGAGAUGUCCCUCCAAAGUAUUUUGUGGUCACCAAUAACCAGCUUCUGCGAGUGAGGUACCUGCUGGUGUACUCACAGAAGCAACCCAGCAGGGCUUCAAGCCAGCUGUCCUGGUUUUCCAGCCAUUGGUUUACGGUCAUGCUAUCGCUGUAUCUGCUGCUGCUGCUUAUUGUAGUGGUUUGCUGAACAGCAUGUAUCACCUGGAUAUCUGGUAGGUAUUAGAUUUCUCAUCAUUGAUUGAACACAUAUGAACACCUACCAUGUGCCAAGCGUUAGAAAUAGGAGCUCCCGGGACCAAGGUCAAAAGGUCCCUGCCCUCCUGGAGUUGAGGUCUGGCAAGGUGGGAAUAUAGACAGGCAUUCUCAGGAAUGAGGUUGGAUUAUAUGGUAUUAUUAUUUUUUUAAAAAAGAUUUUAUUUAUUUAUUCAUGAUAGACAUAGAGAGAGAGAGAGGUAGAGACACAGGCAGAGGGAGAAGCAGGCUCCAUGCUGGGAGCCCAACGUGGGACUCGAUCCCAGGACUCCAGGAUCGCACCUUGGGCCAAAGGCAGGUGCUAAAUUGCUGAGCCACCCAGGAAUCCCUGGAUUAUAUGGUAUUAUAAAGGAGUUUUGGGAAAUACUUGGCAAGGAGCCUAACAUAGUCUGGGGUCAGGAAAUACAGCAGUCAACAUGUAGCACUGCAGAACACCUAUGGGUACUGAUUUCUUUCAUCCUGACAACAGAUGAGAUAUUGAAGUCCCGGAGAGUUUCAUAGCUUGCCCAAGGCUACCUGGUCAUUGGAAGUGGUAUAGAGCUGGGAGCUGUUCUCAUAACCAUCAUCCUCGACGGCUCCCCUGGCCUUCCAGAAGAGGUGAUGUUCAACUGACACCUGACAGAGCCAUCUGUGUUAGGCUAAGAGAUGGAGGAAGAGUGUUUCAGGCAGUGGGAGCAGCACAUGUGAAGACCUAGAGUUCUCACUGGAGAAGCUAAAGGCAGGAAAGUCACUCAGAAAGAGACUGUGGUGAGAAAUGGGGCUGGAGAGGUGGGUAGGGGCUAGAUAUGAAAAACUGCCAACGCUAUGGGCCAAGGAGAGCCAUUAAGUUUUAAGGAAGGAAAUAAUAGGAUUGGGUUUGGUUCCUGGUAAGAUCACUUUGGCUUGUGGUUGCAGAAUAGAUUUAGUGUGAUUUUGAGGAUUAAAAGAACUGACAAAGUAGGGCUCAUCACAGAGCAAAUAUAGCUGGUGUAUUUCAGCUGCUGUUAUUAGUUUUUAAUGGCCCCGCGGAGGGAAUGAGCAUGCAGAGGAGACCUAGCAGCAAUGUCCAGGGAAAUAGGAAACCCAAACAGCAAAGUGUCAUGGAAGCCAAAAGGGAAGUCUUGGUGAGCAGCAUCAAAUGCUGCCGAGCAGUCAACAUUAUACUUCAGAGUAUCCACUGGAUUUACUGAGUUGGAGAUUGUUGGUGAAUUUGGUAGGAACAGUUUCAUCAGAGCUCAGCCCCGGGGGAUGUGGACAAAGUCCGACUGCAUAGAUGUGAAAUGUUGUGCACAGUUUCCAGCAAUUCUCAGGCAAUAUCUAUUUAAAACCUAGCCUUUUUUUUUCCCCUGAGGUUUCUGCUCUCCCCCCGCACCCUCAGUGUGGAGCAGGGUCAGUGCAAUACCUGAUAAUGAGCGUGGAGCAGGCAUAGAGCAUAUGAUGGGGACAUGAGGGUGAAUAAAGAACGGUCCUAUCCUCCAGGACCUCCUAGGCUAGUGGGGGCCGUUGGACAGGUACAUUUUGAUAUGGCAAAGGAAAUCCCUGGAGUCUGGACGGUUGAAAUGAGCAGAAAGGAAGAUUAGGACAGAACUCCUUUAUGACUUAGUGUCCUUUUUUUGCCUUCCUGGACUCCUUCCUCAAUAAAAGUAUCUAAAAUUAUAUUUUAUGGGGUGCCUGGGUGGCUCAGUCGGUUAAGCAUCUGACUUUGGCUUGGGGCAUCAUCUCAGGGUCUUGGGGUCACGGAGAGUCUACUUGUCCCUCUCCCUCUGCUUGUGCUCCCUCUGUCUCUUUCUCGAAUGAAUAAAAUCUUUAAAAAAGAUUAUGUUUUAUGAUUGUGUUGGUAUAAAGAUGAAUAUAUUACUAUUAAAUACUAAAAUGUUU